Penicillium atrosanguineum is the source of this 183-nucleotide messenger RNA. RefSeq lists its product as uncharacterized. The record is from RefSeq and is a predicted model, not a curated record. NCBI's taxonomy places the organism in Eukaryota, Fungi, Ascomycota, Eurotiomycetes, Eurotiales, Aspergillaceae. Bases 1 to 183 code for a protein of 60 amino acids. The transcript has a single exon.
AUGACACUGAUGACAACUGGCCAAGCUGCCCAGACCGGUUUUAACAAUGCCUUGACCCUCGGCCGUGCAGCGCGUGUGGAUCACCACGUCGCGACCGACCACCGCAGCUCCCAACCUGAACGAGUACGACUAGCUCACCUGGCUCGAACACCAGUGGUCCUACACGGCCUCCCCCUUUCCUGA